AUGUGCGGCGGCGCCAUCCUCUCGGGUUUCAUCCCGCCGUCCGGGGUGGCGGCGGCGGCCGCCAAGAAGAAACAGCAGCGGCAUGUGACGGCGGACCUGCUGUGGCCAGGGCCCGGCAAGAAGGGAGCGCCCCAGGAGGAGGAGGACGCCUUUGAGGCCGACUUCCGCGAGUUUGAGCGCGGCCUCAGCGAGGAUGACGUGGACAGCGCGGGCUAA
This is a messenger RNA of Miscanthus lutarioriparius, 216 nucleotides long. The record is from the annotation of a GenBank genome assembly. NCBI's taxonomy places the organism in Eukaryota, Viridiplantae, Streptophyta, Magnoliopsida, Poales, Poaceae.